Bicyclus anynana (squinting bush brown) is the source of this 3589-nucleotide messenger RNA. RefSeq names its product another transcription unit protein (gene Atu). The coding region runs from base 162 to 2351 and encodes 729 amino acids. The record is from RefSeq and is a predicted model, not a curated record. Gene Ontology annotation, biological process: positive regulation of transcription elongation by RNA polymerase II; transcription elongation by RNA polymerase II. Gene Ontology annotation, cellular component: Cdc73/Paf1 complex; nucleus. The transcript is spliced from 11 exons. Gene Ontology annotation, molecular function: RNA polymerase II C-terminal domain phosphoserine binding. NCBI's taxonomy places the organism in Eukaryota, Metazoa, Arthropoda, Insecta, Lepidoptera, Nymphalidae.
UGGUUGUAGCCAGUGAUCUGUGGUUGCAGCUUAUAUUUUGAUAACCUAAAAAAUAUUUAACUAUUAUUUACACAAAUAAAGCGACUUGUACCUUUUAAUACAUGUUUUGUGUAAUUUAUUAAGAAUUAAUACAACGAGUAAACUGCUAGUUUACUCUUAAAAUGGCACCAAAAACUGUGAAUGCUUCGGAUGAUACAGAUUCAGGUUCCGACUCUGACAGUGGUUCUAGUGGCAGCCGCAGCAAAAGUGCCAGCCCUGCACCGUCUGGGAAAGAGGGCAGUCAGUCUAGGUCUGUCUCACGAAGCCCACAAAAAUCAGGAAGUGAAUCUCCUAAAUCACACAAGUCUGGGAAAUCUGGACGAUCAGGACGCUCCAGGAAAUCUUCCAAUGCUUCAAAUGCUUCCCGAAGCAAGUCUAACUCCCCAGCUAAAUCUCAAAGAUCUGGUUCUGCACAGAGUAAUAAAUCUGGAUCAUCCAGUGCAAAGUCCAAUGCAUCAAAAUCACCCAGGGCUUCAAAAUCUCGAUCAAGAUCAAGAAGCGGGUCUGGCAGUGCUAGAUCACGUUCUGGUAGUCCAAAAUCUGGGCAACAAAGUCCAAAAUCACGUUCCCAAUCUCCCAAAUCAAGGUCCCAAAGCCCCAAAUCUCGCUCACAGAGUCCUAAAUCUCGAUCACAAAGCCCUAAGUCCAGAUCACAAAGUCCCAAAUCUAGGUCUCAGUCUCGUUCACCCAGCCCAAAGUCUCAAGGAGCGAAAAGUCGAUCACGUAGUGGUAGUGCUAAAAGUAGGAAGACCAGGUCAAGAUCAGGGAGUGCAUCAUCAAGGUCCAAGAGUCCUGCAAGGUCCAAAAGUCCUGCAAGACAAGAUGCUGCUGACAGUAGGUCUAAUUCACCAAAUCUUAUGAUUGAUGAUGGAGAUGCUAAGGAAAAAUCAAGAUCAAGAUCUGGUUCCAGACACUCAAAGUCUAGAUCUAGGAGUAAAUCAAAGUCCAAAAGUAGGUCAAGAUCACGCUCAAAAAGUUCUAAUGCUUCUGAAGGAGGUGAAGGAGAAAAGAAAAAAAGGGCCGUUCUGUCUGAUUCAGACAGUGGUGGCGAGGGCUCAAAGAGUGGUAAACGUAAGAAGGGCUCAGACAGUGGUUCCGAUACCAGCAGCAAGCCAAGUAAGAAGAAAUCUAAACAAAUUGUUGACUCAGAUGAUGAAAAUCAAGAAAAGGCUGAUACUGUAACGGCAGACGCAUUGUUUGGUGACGCGUCCGACAUAAGCACAGACAACGAAGCGGAGAAGGACAAAGGGUCAGAGAGAUCGCGCUCUCGAUCCAGAUCGCGGUCGAGGUCCAGGAGUCGCAGCCGCGGGAGAUCUGAUGAUGAGAGACGAUCUGGUGAUGAAGCGAAACGUAGCGGGGAUGAGCAGGAGGCGAAAAAACCUGAAGAAGAGGAAGAAGUGGAAAUCCCCGAGACCCGUAUAGACGUGGACAUGCCCAAGAUAUGGACAGAACUCGGCAAGGAGUUGCACUUUGUGAAGUUGCCCAAUUUCUUGUCAGUGGAGACGAGGCCUUAUGAUCCCAACACAUAUGAGGACGAGAUUGAUGAAGAGGAAACUUUGGACGAAGAGGGUAGAGCUAGGUUGAAAUUAAAAGUGGAGAACACAAUCCGCUGGCGCACGGCGUUCGACAAGGAGGGCAACGCCAUCAAGGAGUCCAACGCGCGCAUGGUCAAGUGGUCCGACGGCAGCAUGUCCCUGCACCUCGGCUCCGAGAUAUUCGACGUUUACAAACAGCCGUUGCUUGGCGACCACAACCACCUGUUCGUCCGCCAAGGCACAGGUCUGCAAGGCCAGGCCGUGUUCCGCACAAAGCUCUCCUUCAGGCCACACUCCACAGACUCCUUCACUCACAGGAAGAUGACAUUGUCUGUGGCCGACCGCUCCACCAAGACGUCUGCCAUCAAGAUACUGUCGCAGGUCGGCAGCGACCCGGACGCUGACAGGAAGUACCAGUUGAAGAAAGAGGAGAUGGAGCUCAGGGCUUCCAUGCGGUCGCGCGCGUCGACGCGACCCAAGCGGCGCGCCGGGGCCGCCAGCGGAGGCCGGGGCGCCGCCAGACACGACGACUCGGAGGACGAGGGCGGAGUCUCCCUCGCCGCUAUCAAGAACAAGUAUAAGGCCGGACAGAAGGCGAGCGCCGGCGCCGCCAUCUACUCGUCGGAGUCGGAGGGCUCGGACGUGGAGACGCACCGCGCGCGCCGCCUCGACCGCGCCAAGGCGCUCAAGGACUCCGACGACGACGGCAGCGACGCCGGCGAGACCACGCCGCGCAAGAGCCAGAGCGACUCCGCCUCCGCCAGCGGCAGUGAGUAGGGCAGGUAGGGCUCCUGUAGGUCUGUGCGACAUAUGACGACCAAUAGCGGCUGAGUUGGAGAUAUUUGUUUCGCCGUUCGAAAAGUGACGGAAUUUUACACGUUAACAAGUUUUUUUUUAAAAUUCUUUACAAGUUAGCCCUUGAUUACAAUCUCACCUGAUGGUAUUGAGCAGUCUCAAGAGCCAGAGCGAUUCCUCCGAUAGUGGCAGUGAAUAGGGCAGGUAGGGCUCCUGUAGGUCUGUUCGAUAUAUUGACGACCAAUAGCGGCUGAGUUAGAGAUAUAACUCUUGUUCGCUGUUCGAAAAGAGACUUAAUUUUACACGUUAACUGUAGGUCUAUGCGAUAUAUUGACGACCAAUAGCGGUUGAGUUGGAGAUAUUUGUUUCGUCGUUCGAAAAGUGACGUAAUUUUACACGUUAACAAGUUUUUUUUUAAAUUCUUUACAAGUUAGCUCUUGACUACAAUCUCACCUGAUGGUAUUAGAAGAGCAGUCUUAAGAGCCAGGGAGACUCCAACAAAUAUUUGGAUAUGUCAUCCGCCAUACAUUUUUAUUAGUUUUCGAAGUAUUAGCGUUGCUAGAAUGAGAACUGUAGCACGUUGAUUCUUUUUCUACAAACGCUUCGAAAAUUAAAAAAAUAUAUCAGAAUGACAUUUGUUAUCGACACGUCACGUGGUCAAGUUUUCGAUCGGAUCUGUCGUUCCCAAUCAUUUCGUAAGAUUUCGAAGCGUGAGCGUUUGUAGAAAGAGUUAAGAGUUUUCGAAGCGUUACCACAAUAUGGCUAACGCCUCUGAUGUGUAACUUGGUUACAGACCAGUAUAUGAUGUUCAAUAGCAUAUUAUCGCGUGAAGAGAAACAGGCGUAUUGUCGACCAAUAGCACGGCAUAUAGCUCUCUUUUUUUCCCCCAACGCAACGAAAGAGAGCGAUAUUUGAGAUCCAUCGCUUAUUGGUCGAAGUCUGUCGAUCGUCUUUAAAUAUAUCUUAAUCAUACAGCUCGAUUUAAUUUUCGAGAAUGUCUAUUUCAACUGUACCAUCAUUUAAGUUUGUCAAUAACAGAAUUUAAUUAUAAAAUACCGAGGGUAGUUUUGUUUAAGUGUAUAAAAUUGACGUCGUUUAGCAAAAUGAAAGAAAUUAUCAUUUGAAGCAAGUUGUUUUAACAUGUUAAAAUUACGAAUAUUAUAUAAGACCAAUGUAAAUAUUAUUAUAGCUAGUUAUUAAAUAAAUAAUUUAAAUACCUA